AUGGCAGUUUGGGACAAAAAGAUUCUCUGGGGCGUCAUGUUCAUCCUGACAGGUGCUCUGGGUCAAAGAGUGAACUAUCCAGAUCCUGUUUGUGGUGUAAAAGGAUCGACCGUCCUCCUCUACUGCUCCUUCAACACACUGAAGUCUGUCAAUAGAAGAAAAGUUUUGAUCGAGAUCAUCAGAGUCGUCUGGUGCAAGAAUCAUGGAAUCUGUUUCAGUUUGACUCCAUCUGUGUACGACAGGAAAUCAAACAUCAACAACUCUCGUUACAGAUACCUGGGAGACAAGAAGGGAGACUGCACUUUACAGAUCUCAGAUUUACAGAAGAAAGACGACGCAACUUUUCACUUCAGAAUGGAAGCUAAUGAUGUCAGAGCAACUUUUACUGAACAACCAGGAGUGAGAGUCACAGUCGUAGAUCAGAUGAAGAUAAGAAGCUCCAGAGAUGACGGAGAGUUUAAAAGAGGAGAAGCAGUCACACUGAACUGUUCUGCUGCAAUCUGCACUAUCCACCAACUGGAGGUCAGCUGGUUCAGAGAUGGCCACGCCCUCUCAGAGACUGGCCCCGCCCUCCAUCUCAGCUAUCUGACUGCAAAGGAUUCUGGGAACUACACCUGUGGUUUGAAGAAGAAGAACCGCACCCUCUCAGUGCCGUACAGCCUGCAUGUGGAGGCUGACGAGGCAGAAGAGGCAGAAGAAGGAAGAGAGCAGCAGGUCGGGAUCAGACAGCCGUGGGACGGGACGGGGAACAAGAGAUACUACCUGCAAAGUUUCGUGAAGAUCGGAAUCACCGUCUAG
Sander lucioperca (pikeperch) is the source of this 798-nucleotide messenger RNA. RefSeq lists its product as uncharacterized. The coding region runs from base 1 to 798 and encodes 265 amino acids. The transcript has 5 exons. NCBI's taxonomy places the organism in Eukaryota, Metazoa, Chordata, Actinopteri, Perciformes, Percidae. The record is from RefSeq and is a predicted model, not a curated record.